GUCCAGCUCGCAUGAAACAACCAUUUCAGCAGAAUUUUCAAACGCAACACUUAGUGCGCCCUCGACAGUAAACCAACCGUGCAAGCGUUCUGUACCAUCCUGCACGAAUCCAUCCCCCUAUCCCCGAUCGAUCUCGCUAUCAUAUACUCGCACCCUGAUUCGUAGUUUCCACUUCUCUCGUUUUGCUAAGGCUAAUCUACCAUGCCGAGAUUCGGUAGCUCUUCCGUCUUCUUUCUCACUCUUCUCUUUCUCGCUCUCGCCAUCUCUGAGUGCCGAUUGUUUUCUACCGAGAACUCAGAUCUGAUCUCUGAUGGCGCCUCUUCCUCUUCUUCUUGGUCUUCUCUGCUGGUUUUGAAGGGGAAAUCUGCGACCUCUGAAACUUGUGAGCAAACUUAUGGCUUCCUUCCCUGUACUUCUACAGUGCUUGGAAACCUGUUUCUUGUGAUCGUGUAUGGCUACCUCAUGUUUUUGGGAGCUACUUAUCUCUCUACUGGAAGUGAGCUUCUUCUUGAGGUGCUUGGCCCUGGUAUUGUUGGUGGCCUCUUUCUGCCAAUUCUCGGUGCUCUUCCUGAUGCCAUCCUUAUUCUAGUAUCUGGGCUCUCAGGAAGUACAGAAACUGCUCAGAAGCAAGUGUUGAUUGGAAUGGGCUUGCUUUCCGGCUCGACAGUCAUGUUAUUGACACUAUUGUGGGGUUCUUGUAUUGUUUUGGGGAAAUGUGAUCUUUCAGAAAGAUCGACAGCAAUUGAUCAACAAGAUACAAAACGAUUUAGCCUUAUCGGAUCUGGUAUUACCACUGACCGUUCAACUAGUAUGGCUGCUAGGAUUAUGGUUCUAUCAAUAAUCCCGUUCAUUAUUGUGCAAUUACCAACAAUUUUGCAUUCAACUUCAUGGAAACGUGUAGCAAUUUUGGUUUCCCUUGUUGUUGCAGUUUUAUUGCUCAUUUCAUAUUGCCUGUAUCAGGUUUUUGAGCCUUGGAUACAAAAGCGAAGGUUUGCAUAUGCAAAACAUAAACAUAUAAUAUCAGGAAUUCUGAAGUCUUUGCAGAAACAUGCCCUUGGAAGGCUCUUUGAUGCUGAUGGGCAACCAAAUAUUGCUGCUAUUCAUAAACUCUUUCAUGUUAUUGAUCAGGAUAAAAAUGGAAAAAUAUCUUGUAGUGAACUUCAGGCUUUCAUCAUCGGGAUUCAAUUAGAGAACAUAAAUUUGGAUGAGGAAGUUGAUGUCGCAAACGUUAUGGCUGAUUUUGAUAUCUCUUAUGAUAGUAAUAUUGACCUUCCUGAGUUUGUCAGGGGAAUAACGAAAUGGCUUUAUGAGGCCAAGAAUGUUGUUGAUCAUCCUGGUCAUUACUCAUCAAAGUUCACAUCAGACUUUCAUUUGAAAACAAAGGAAGAGCUUGACCGACUGGAUAAUGAGAGUGAUGAGAUUGUAGAGGGUAUUGAAAAUGCCCGGACAGUUUGCUUGAAAGCAGUGUUUUUGUUACUUUGUGGGACUGUUAUUGCAGCUGUUUUUGCGGAUCCUCUUGUAGAUGCUGUUAGCAAUUUUUCUACUGCAACAAGUAUUCCUUCAUUCUUUAUAUCCUUCAUCGCAAUGCCUUUGGCAACAAACUCUAGCGAAGCUGUCUCGGCUCUUAUUUUUGCCAGUCGUAAAAAGCAAAGAACUGCAUCUUUAACAUUCUCCGAGAUAUACGGUGCAGUGACGAUGAACAAUAUCCUAUGUUUGGCAGUCUUCCUAGCCCUCGUUUAUGUACGGCACUUGACGUGGGAUUUCUCAGCUGAGGUGCUUGUUAUCCUUGUAGUAGUCCUUAUUAUGGGACUUGUUGGCAGCUUCCGCACUACAUUUCCUCUUUGGGCAUGUUUCAUAGCAUACGCGCUGUACCCUCUAUCCUUGUUACUGGUCUAUCUCCUUGACUACCAAUUUGGUUGGUCAUAGAAUGGAAGGGCAAGGGAAAUCGUAUACCACUUGAGAGCUUCUUAGUGAAGAGCAAACAAUAUGAAGGCCUUUUUUUUUCUGAACUCUUGUGAUUGGAAAUCUUAUAUUGUUAUGUCCUAUAUGCUUUGUGCUAAACUCAAUGUCGUUGCGUUGUUUUGGGAGCUUUGGAUCCUCAAAACUUAUGGUGGAUGAUUUGUGCUAA
Messenger RNA from Amborella trichopoda, 2128 nucleotides. Its product is annotated as sodium/calcium exchanger NCL2. Gene Ontology annotation, cellular component: membrane. Gene Ontology annotation, biological process: intracellular calcium ion homeostasis; calcium ion transmembrane transport. NCBI's taxonomy places the organism in Eukaryota, Viridiplantae, Streptophyta, Magnoliopsida, Amborellales, Amborellaceae. Gene Ontology annotation, molecular function: calcium:proton antiporter activity; calcium ion binding. The record is from RefSeq and is a predicted model, not a curated record.